CCGCUUCUUUUAUAUUCAGACGCCAGUUGUCGUUGUCAUCACAGUCAUUUGCUGUCAUUAUUGAUAGGAUUGGUGACAGCGGUUCUUUAUCAGGAAAACUACAUUUUUCUGAUAGCUAGUUUGUAGUGAAAACAUAUCCGAGUGCGUUUAUCGGUUUUUCCUGUACAGUGUAGAGACAGUUGCAGGGAAGCAAAGGUCAGCAUGGCCACCCCUUCAAGCGGUGUGGUGGUUCCAAGGAAUUUCCGGCUGCUUGAGGAGCUGGAGGCUGGUCAGAAGGGCGUUUCUGACGGCACGAUCAGCUGGGGACUGGAAAACGACGACGACAUGACGCUCACACAUUGGAUGGGCAUGAUUAUUGGACCCCCACGAACCCCCUAUGAAAACCGAAUGUACUCGGUCAAGAUUGAGUGUGGACAGUCGUAUCCAGAUGAGGCACCAGUAGCUAAAUUUAUUUCUAGAAUAAACAUGAAUGGUAUUAAUAAUGGUACCGGAGUGGUGGAUCAUAGACAGAUUCCAGUGCUGGCGCAGUGGCACAGAGAGUCGACCAUUAAGAGUGUGCUUCAAGAGCUCCGUCGUUUAAUGACUCAAAAGGAAAACAUGAGACUGGCGCAGCCACCCGAGGGCAGUUGCUUCUAGCCAGGCGUGGAUCUGUUUGCAGAAGGGGGCAACCGAAGACGCGCCACAAACCUUCACCACGGGGCGUCUCGCUUUUUGGAACUGGACGCCGAAGAGUACACUUGUGGCGUUUUGUGAUGGCUUCUAUUUGCCUCGAGGAGCCCACAUUCGACACCCAAUCGAAUGUGCGCUUUCUUGCGCAUGCAUUUAUUGUCUACAAACACUCGUUUAGAUUUUGAGGCGCCCGCACUAAAUACUUUUUUAAGCAUAAUCAGUUAAUCGACACUAAAGUAAACCGCAAAUAACUCACGUGCUAUUCCAAACAUAGUGUGCUGGAAAUAUAUGUAAUUUUACAUGCGA
This is a messenger RNA of Dendroctonus ponderosae (mountain pine beetle), 975 nucleotides long. Its product is annotated as ubiquitin-conjugating enzyme E2 variant 1. The record is from RefSeq and is a predicted model, not a curated record. The coding region runs from base 202 to 636 and encodes 144 amino acids. The transcript has 3 exons. Lineage: Eukaryota; Metazoa; Arthropoda; Insecta; Coleoptera; Curculionidae. Gene Ontology annotation, cellular component: nucleus. Gene Ontology annotation, biological process: protein K63-linked ubiquitination; DNA damage tolerance.